ACAGCAGUGCCGCGUGAAAAUUAAGGAGCUACGGCAAGCCUACCACAAAGCCAGAGAAGCAAAUGGAAGGUCCGGGGCAGAGCCGCAAACUUGCCGCUUCUACGUGGAGCUGCAUGCCAUUCUAGGGGGUGCAGCCACCACUACCCCAACCGUGUGCUAUGACUCCCUCACUGGAGAAACACACAGGGAAGAGGGUUCGGGGAACGAGGAAAAUCAGGAUGGAGGUAGCUCACAGCAGCAAGGAAGCGGAGAAACCGGUUUCCCCAACAGCCAGGAUAUGUUUGUCACCCUGGACCUGGAACCAGUAACCCCCGAACUCACCCAAGACCCUGAGGGCACACAGGGGACCUCUGCUGCAAAUGUUUCUCCUUCACAGAGGCUAAUGAACAUUAGAAAGAGAAAACGGAGGACGCGGGAUGAUAUGUUCACGGAGCUCCAGAUGUCCUCCCACGCUGAUAGAGCACAGCAGAAUGCGUGGAGGCAGUCAAUGUCAGACAUGAGAAAAGCACAAUAUGAACGAGAGGAGAGGUGGCGGGCUGAAUCGCGGGAUGAACAGAGCAAGUGGCGGGCUGAAGAUGAUAGGUGGCGUCAGCUUGCAGACAGAAGGCAAGAGUCAAUGCUCCGUCUGCUGGAGCAUCAAACUGAUAUGCUCGAGCGUAUGGUUGAGCUGCAGGAAAGGCAGCAGGAGCAGAGACCGCCACUACAGCCCCUGUGUAACCAACAGCCCUCCUUCCCAAUUUCCAUAGCCUCCUCACCCAGACGCCCAAGAACACGGUGGGGGGGCCUCCGGCCACCCAGUCACUCCACCCCAGAUGAUUGCCCAAGCAUCAGAAGGCUGGCCUUCAAUAAGAGUGUGUCCUUUUCCAUCCCUCCUCCCCCACCCAUCCCAGGCUACCUUGGCAAUUAUCCCCCUACUUGUAGAGAACUCCAGGAGCUUGUGCAGUAUCCUGUGGAGCACCCAGACAAAUUCCUCAAAUUCGGCAUGACUCCAUCCAAAGGGGUCCUGUUUUAUGGGCCACCUGGCUGUGGUAAGACACUGCUGGCUAAAGCCAUUGCCAACGAAUGCCAGGCCAACUUCAUCUACAUCAAGGGGCCAGAGCUUCUCACCAUGUGGUUUGGCGAGUCUGAAGCCAACGUGCGUGAGAUCUUUGACAAGGCCCGCCAAGCCGCGCCCUGCGUGCUCUUCUUUGAUGAGCUGGACUCCAUUGCAAAGGCUCGAGGUGGGAACAUCGGGGAUGGCGGUGGCGCCGCAGACCGUGUCAUUAACCAGAUUCUGACAGAGAUGGAUGGCAUGUCCACCAAGAAGAACGUCUUCAUCAUCGGUGCUACCAACAGGCCAGACAUCAUUGACCCGGCCAUCCUGCGUACUGGCCGCCUGGAUCAGCUCAUCUAUAUCCCCCUGCCUGAUGAGAAGUCACGAAUCGCCAUCCUCAAGGCCAACCUGAGGAAGUCCCCCGUUGCCAAGGAUGUGGACCUGGAGUUCCUGGCGAAGAUGACCAACGGCUUUUCGGGAGCUGACCUGACCGAGAUCUGCCAGCGUGCCUGCAAACUGGCCAUUCGCGAGUCCAUUGAGAACGAGAUCCGGCGAGAGCGCGAGAGGCAGACCAACCCUUCUGCCAUGGAGGUGGAGGAGGACGACCCAGUUCCAGAGAUCCGCAGGGAUCACUUUGAGGAGGCCAUGCGCUUUGCUCACCGCUCUGUCAGUGACAACGACAUCAGGAAAUACGAGAUGUUUGCACAGACUCUACAGCAAAGCCGCGGCUUCGGCAGCUUCAGAUUCCCGUCAGGUAACCAGGGUGGCGCUGGCCCGAGCAAAGGCCCAGGCAGUGGCAGCGGAGGGAACGUGUACAGCGAAGACAAUGACGACGAUCUCUAUGGUUAACUUGCUGCCCUCUGCGGACCAAACUCCAGACCAGGCCAUGUUGUGCAGGGAAAUUCCAACGUUCAAUGGACUCUCGGCUUCUUCAUUCCUCAGUCAGAACAGUGUAGCUGCACGUCAGACUUUGUACAGGGGUGUCUGUUGCAAACACAAUAAAUUACAAACCGGUGUCGUU
Molecule: messenger RNA, 2054 nt
Organism: Malaclemys terrapin pileata
Lineage: Eukaryota; Metazoa; Chordata; Testudines; Emydidae
Product: transitional endoplasmic reticulum ATPase-like
Exons: 3
Coding region: 278-1882 (534 amino acids)
Biological process (GO): retrograde protein transport, ER to cytosol; mitotic spindle disassembly; autophagosome maturation
Cellular component (GO): cytosol; nucleus; VCP-NPL4-UFD1 AAA ATPase complex
Molecular function (GO): polyubiquitin modification-dependent protein binding; ATP binding; ATP hydrolysis activity
Source: RefSeq, a predicted model, not a curated record